This is a messenger RNA of Panicum virgatum (switchgrass), 766 nucleotides long. RefSeq names its product enhancer of rudimentary homolog. The record is from RefSeq and is a predicted model, not a curated record. The transcript has 4 exons. Lineage: Eukaryota; Viridiplantae; Streptophyta; Magnoliopsida; Poales; Poaceae. The coding region runs from base 184 to 492 and encodes 102 amino acids.
CGCAGAAACGCGCAGAUACCCCCAAUCGCCGCCGCCUCCUCGACUCUUCGCCGCUCCGCUCCCCUCCCCCCGCGACCUCGCUGCCGGCUUCGCCAAAUCGCCGCCUCCCCGACUCUCGCCGCUCCCGCCGGCUCCAUCCCGCCCGCGAGUCGCCGCCGGCUUCGGGUCGCCCCGCUCCCCUCCAUGGCUGGGAGACACACCAUUAUCCUGAUGCAACCAUCCCAAAAUAGGGCUUCUAGGACAUUUAUGGAUUAUAAUUCAAUUAACCAUGCAUUGGAUGGAAUCUGUGGGCUUUAUGAAAGGAAAAUUAGGGAUAUCAACCCCAUGGCCCCCAUAACCUAUGAUAUCAGUGACCUUUAUAAUUUCAUUGAUGGCCUAGCUGACAUAAGUGCACUGGUUUAUGAUCACUCAAUUCAGGCAUUUCUGCCAUAUGAUCGACAGUGGAUCAAGCAAAAGUUGCUCCAACACCUGAAGAAGCUGGCUCAGCGGUAGCAUGACUGUUUGUUUGCUCCGGUGCCUUGUCACCAACAAGCAAGCAUGUGUGGUGAUGGGUGUCCAGUGAGUGUAUCGGGCGGUGUUUCUUGUAAAAUUAUGAAAUGUUACACUUACAUUGCAGAUUGCACCCUUGUGCUGUGGAUGUUGGACUCGGUUAUUAGCGGAUUGCCUGUGGCACCCUAUAUAUUUGAUAAACUUGUCUGGUUGUUUUUGAGUGUUGUGAAUCAGAGAACCCUCUCGCUGUAGAUAAUUUCCAUCUAUUAUUGUUCUG